Molecule: messenger RNA, 4851 nt
Organism: Acromyrmex echinatior (Panamanian leafcutter ant)
Lineage: Eukaryota; Metazoa; Arthropoda; Insecta; Hymenoptera; Formicidae
Source: RefSeq, a predicted model, not a curated record
AUGGGCAACAACGGCAGCAGCUCCCAUCAAUAUUGCGCGUCCAACGGGCCAUCGCAGGAGAUUGCUGGACGCGGGUGGACGCAGUCUUUCCCCCGGGAGCUGGGGAGGCAUCAUCCUCAGCAGCCGACAGGACACAAGGUCCUGCCGGAGCCGCCCAAUCAGCGGCUACGCGCCACCAAUAAUGGAAGCAUCAUUCACAACGGGGGAACCAUAAGCGGCCGCAGGCCGCCGGCCCUCACGCUUCCGCACGACCUUAAUAAGCCCUGCCUUCUCGCCUUCCAGCAGGGAAUAUUUCGCAGCCGCAGCACUUCAGCAUCGAACAUCGGCGCGUCACGCAGCCGUAAGAUCGAACACCAUUGCUGCUAUUACGGGAAUGGAUCGAGAUGUUGUAUGGAGAACGAGAUGCAGGAGCUCAAAAGAUUUGGCAGCGAGCCCGAUCUGCGGUACUCGCCAAUGGCGCGAGAGGCUGCACGCUGCAACGGGAAGCAGCAGCAGCAGCAACAUCAACACGCGAUGGAGCACCGGCAUUGCGGAAGCGGGCAUUAUCCCGAGCGAGAGUGUAGAGAACGAGAGAGCCGAUAUAGAGGCAAGAAGAAAUACAAGGCACCGGCGCCGCCGACGAACGGUGUCGUUGACGGAUCGUCUCCAGAUUCUUAUAGGUGCAAUGAAUCUGGUCAGAUUCGAUCGAAUGGUUGUCGCGGUGAAGAAGAGAUCCAACCGCCGCCGAGGCGGUCGCGCCUCUUCAAGACGCGAGCAGAGACGAAGAGAGCGCAGGUCAACUGGCUGUCUUCUUCCUCGUCGUCGCAAAUUCAUGUUGUCACGGAACGCUGUGAAAACGGUGGCAGCGGGUUAGACAACGAGCGACGAUGGCGAGGUGAAGAUGGCCGCGUCGCCAAUAAAGAGAAUAGACUCGUUUGGCGCGAUCAGAGUAAUCAUCUCCAUCAGGAUCGUUGGUGUCGGGACGAACAUAGGCGUUCGCGUAUCUUUGACGGCAAGAAUACGCUGCAGAGGAGUAUGAGUAGUCCGGAGUUCCAAGCAGAGUUGAUGCAGGUGGCCAGGAAGGUACGCAACAAGCUCAACUGCGGCGGCAGGUCCUCCGUGGAGUCGAUGAACGUGGAGCGUAAUAGCGAUACCGAUCGGUGCACGAAAGAAUCCAAGAUUGAGGAAGUGAAAAGGCCGGAAAAACGAUCAGCGAGGAACGAGGAGAAUUGCCCUGAGGAACGUGUGAUCGAAGACAGGAUCGAGGAGAGGCGACUGAACGAUCGUUGUAAUCGAUCCGAAAAUAAGCAUAAUGAGCGCAUGUAUGACGAGCGCAAAGAGAAUGCUCGCGAUCCCGGAAGAACUAAGGACUACUUAGAGGAGAGGCAAGCGGAGGGUGCGGUAUCAGGCGGAAAGAGACGGCUCGUCGAGAAAUCGGCGAUAUUCGAUGAACCCUCUGCGAUGCACUCGAAAGAACCUCUUCGGAAAGGUCUGAAAGAUCGCUUGGACGCCGUAGGGCAUUCCUCCGGAGAGAGGUUCUCAUCGGAGAACCACCGAAGAGAACUUCUUGAGGACUAUCAACGAGCUAAGAGUGUCGCCAAGAGCCGGAAGUAUGAAAACACAACAGACUUGGGUAGAACCAGAUCGGAGAGUCCGAGCGACGUUAGGAAUACUGAUGGCGCGUCGGAUGAAAAGAGAUGGUCCUGCGAACCUGUUCCCGCAACAGCGGAGAAGAAAGAUGCAAAAUCCAAAGAGAAGCUCGCGAGAAAACCAGAAGCCAAGGAAGUCGUCCGCGAGAAAAAUUGGCACGUAUUGCCAUUGCCGGAGAAGUCCGCACCGAAGACCUUUUACUUUGGCAUGGACGAAGCGUUGUCAAAUGAGUCCCGAAAUUGUGUGGAUCAACACAUGGAGCAAAUCCAAUCUAGGUUACAGUCCAGAGAAAUCAAUGGAUCAAUCGAAUGUCAUGACUACACGGACGAUGGGAAAAGCGGAACCGAAGACAUUUCAUUAAAAUUACGACCUACGUUACCUAAGAAACAACUAGAGAUUCCGCGAUUUUCACCAUCAGCAGCAUGGAGAUUACUGUCGGCUUUAGAAGCACCUGGCCCAACCAUGAGCACAGCGAGCGAGGAAAUUCCGGUGAUGUUCGAGGAGCGUAUCGAACGUUUGUCGAGGCCGCCUCCGCCGCUGAUUGCGCUUGGUCCGCGAAGCUCGCACGAUAAGUCGGGCGAUUCCGGCAUAUCCGGAGACGCUGGUGCGGCCAAUGACGACUCGUUGGAUGUCAGCACCAAUACCAACAACAACCGAUUGAAGACGCCAGCGACGAGACCGACAUGGACCCCGCAGCAGGACUUAGGCGAGGAGUCUAGCAGUGACGCUGGGGUAGAUUCGCCGCCACCGAUGCCAACCCCAGUGAAAUUCCCGCCCAGGGCGCAUGUAUUCUCGUUAUCAUUGCCGCGCGACGACAAUCGUAUGUAUUUGUAUAACCCGGAUUUGAAGAAGGAGGGCUCGACUUUUAACUCGCUGCAGAAACUGAAGAGAUCAGUGUCGGGCGCCCUCGGACUCGGGCCGCUGGACCUAGAGAGGAAACGUACUCGCGAUGUCCUCGACGAUAACUGGCUGCUGUCAACAAGUGCCCCGACGUCGUUGCAGCACACUCAGAUCACAGAUGUGACACGAUCCUCGCCAUCCGGCUGGAAACCUGACUUUGAUGACGAGGAUGAUGACGAAGUAUUAGUGGAAGACUUAGAAGAUCGCGGCGAUUUUCCCGUGAUCAUGAAACCGCCCUCGUUUUCGUAUUUAGCUUCUGGUGGUCAUGUAAUGUACCUGCCCGAGUCUAAUGACUCUCAUUAUCAGACGCAAAGUUUGAGCUACAGAAGCAACAUGGCGGCGGAAAGUGAGAAGAAUUCCGGUAACAGUUCCGGAUCAAAGUAUCGCAAAAACGGCGUGGAUGAACUCAGGAAAUCGAGCAAGGAUAUAGAGAAAACGAACAAGCAUUCCAAAGAAUCAGUCAUGUUAAAAGAAAAGUCUUUUGCGAACGAAAAAGUGAAUAGAUUUUCCAAAUCAUGUGAGAACAUUUCCGAGAUGAAACAACGAAGUACUUCGCCUAUCGGUGACCAGCAGAAUUUGCAGGAUGAUAAGGAGAUUGCUUUAGAAAUCAAGACACCAUUAAAGAGCAACUCGAAAAGUCGUAGAUUCACAUUCCAAAGUACUGUGCGGCAGAUUGAGAGGCGCAGAUUGGCGGAGAAGUUAUCGCGAGAGGCGGAAGCCAAGGAAAGACAGAGGAAAGGCGAGCUGGAGGCGAUGCGUAAAGUAGAAGAGGAGUUUCAACGAAAACGAGCCAGAGAAAAGGCGAAUAUUAGGCAACAACUUCGCUUGUACAGCAUGGAUGAAAAUUUGAGUAGUUUACCCACAGUGUGGGACAGCUCUCAGUUAUCUCGUGCGGACCCGGACGGCGCGCCAUCGUCAUCCGCGUCGUCACCCACGUCAGUCCCACCGGCAAAACUGACGACUAUACGAAAGAGCAGCGUCAGUAGCGAUGAGUAUUUGCGUAAAAGAGCGUCCAGCGUGGAUUCGAGACAGCAGCAACAGCAACAGCAACCGAGGGAGUACAAAGAUUAUCGGCCAAAGUAUUACGAUUGGGCGCCCACCGACUCGUCGUCGCAUCUGGAAUAUAAGCAGACCACGGUGCAUCCUAAAGUGGUAUGCGACAUUCCCAAGAGCUCGCCCGUCUUUGUAGACGCGCACGCGAACGUUUCUAAAACGGCGAAUGUUAGUUCCACACCUAGAUCCGACAAUUACAGGAAAGAUUUUGCUCAUGGGGCUGUGGCGGCGAGAUCUUCCUUAGCGAGCAGCGACAGUGAGCUAUCGCAACCGAAUACGAGACCGCAUUCCAGGCAAGCCGUCAGCAAGAACAAACCCAUACGGUCUAGGUCGGCAAGCCCAACACGCAGCGAGGAAGCCAUCAGCACGGAGGACGAGACGCCAGUGGAGCCAAUCAAACAGGAACGAAACCUUAUGAAUGGUUUCAUAUUGAACGGUGUGCAGCCUUUUGUGAGGGAGAAGAGCUACCGACCCAUUUCUUUCAAUCCCCAACCGCCUCCGCCUAUUCCGAGUUAGAAGCCAUAUUGCGGAUCUUAAAGAGUACUGUAUCUAUCUUAACAAAACUGUGUAAAGAGAAUUCGAUGUAUGUUAUUCAUAUAUUUUCUGGCGUACGCGAAAUGUCGAAUCUAAAAAAUUUAUUUUGUGGAUUCUUCUUCGAUCUAUAUUAUAUUUGAAUCAAAAUGAAGAUCGUUUAGAUAAGAUUGACAAUUUCUUGUACGUCAGCCCGUUAAAUAUUAAGCCGAAGGAUUUUUACGAAACUUUAUAAACGAAGAUUUUAUACCAUUUUACAAAGAAGUAGUUGUUUAUACGAUUUAUAGAGAAUGUUUUUCGAGAAUCUUCCCUAUUUUCUGCAAGCGUACAUAGCGCAAACACGGUGAUCAUUCAUCGCGCAGCAUUCUAUGUACGUGAAACUAAUGUCAAGUAAUAUCUUUAUAUGAUGUGUAACAAGUAACACGAUCUAACUCCUAACCAAAUGUGUUCCGUACGACUCUCAGUACGUUCAUCUACUAUUUAUAUUUUUGUCGUAAAUAUAUUAACAAAACAAAUGGAAUCAAAGAUUAUAAGCUUAUUCAUGCGCGGCGUAUCGUUUUAUAGGCAAUUAUAAAAACACGCCGCGGGAAAAAAUACCAAUAAUACCGGGUGUAUACAUUUACUCAAACAGGUUUAGGGCAGUAUCUUGUAAUUAUGUACAGGUAACAACCGCAGGCAACUGCAAAUAUUUGCUCAUGUAAUGUAAUCAAACAAAAGAUAAUGUUGUUAUUAACUGAA